Molecule: messenger RNA, 1042 nt
Organism: Pseudomassariella vexata
Lineage: Eukaryota; Fungi; Ascomycota; Sordariomycetes; Amphisphaeriales; Pseudomassariaceae
Exons: 1
Coding region: 45-851 (268 amino acids)
Source: RefSeq, a predicted model, not a curated record
AAAGCGUAUUCCAAAAUCUUUCUUUUUGAUCAUUCCCAAGCAUAAUGGCAACAAAUGAGAAGCAAGAAGUACUUGCGACCGUCAAUGGCUUCCUGAAAUCUAUAUCCAAGCAGAAGCCCCAUUCGCCAAAUAUACUGGAAUAUAUCCUACCCGACUCAUUCGCCGUACUAUCGCACCAGGACGAGCUAAUACAAUGCACACUAGGGGAACUUAUUCCCCGACUUGAGGGGAAGUUUUCCAAGAUCAUCGAGUCGGGCACCACUUCAGCAGGCGAGUCCAUCCCGGAGCCGGACCCCGACAUAUGGGUCCACGAGAGGUUCGCUGCCGUCUGGAACGGCUUCUCCAUUCAGGUUGAUGGCGUGGAAGAGCUGCACGGUGCAAGCGCCUUUACGCUGCUUAGAGGUGACGACGGGUGGAAAAUCGCGGCCUUGGCGGACACGCAGUGGAAGGCAGACAAGCAGGAUCCUCCAAGGCUUGUCAAGGAGGCCACGCCCGAGCUGAUGGCGCCUGUUCUAGACCUAGUGCAGCUCCUGAACGACGAGAAAUGGGACGAGGUGAUGCGCCCGAUGCUUCCAGGUGGCGGUGCGACGUAUUCCAGGUUCCCGAAUACGCUGUUGCACAUGUUGUGGCCCGAGUUCUAUGCUAGGAUGAGGGUUAUGCUGGAACGCGCCCCUGGAUAUGUGGAACAGAAGCUUAUGGAUUGGGAAGGACGCAUGAUUGGAGAUCUAGGGUUUGUGUGGACACCUUUCACUGUGGCCAUGGACGGCGAGCUCAGGAUUCGCGGGUUCAACAUCUUCACGCUUCUGAGAAAGGACGGAAAGUGGCUUAUUAGCGGAGUUCAGGAUGGGUAAGGAUGUUGAUGCGAUGAGGCCACGUCACUAGUAUUUUCUUUAAAACAAAACGGUCAUGAGUUGUCAGCUAUUGGAUUAAAUAAUUUCCUAUUAGCAUUUACAGAAGUUGAUCUCAAUGGUGAUGUAAAAAUAAGUUGAGAUUCAGUGGAUUUGUUUUAAGAGUUACGGAUUUAACUUUCAUAGAGUUAGUU